GGAUGUGUUUUAGAUAAAAAGGAUGUGGCCGAUGCCUGUGGCAGGAUUCUCACUCUCUUCAGCAAGGUAAAGGUAUGGCUUUAGAGGACAACCUUUCUAUAGGUUUUCCUCUUGACUGAUUGCAACUGUGGUAUUCUUACUCACUCUGUCAAAUGUGUUAUUGAGGUAUUCAAAUCACUAGCAGCAUUAAAAAAGGAUACAAACAGCAUGUGCUAAAAGCUGUAUUUACUGCCUAUAAUAAUAGUUUUUAGUUUUGUAUGUCUUCUUUUUUCAGGUUCGCCCUGCGUUGCUAAAAGGAUGGACAACAACAUGUCAUUUCCAAGCCAUAUCCUUCAAAUCCAGGGUUUUGAAUUCUCACAGACAUUCAUGUAUCCAAUUUUUUUCUCCAUGCUGUUUGUUUAUCUCUCCCUCCUUGUGUCUAACAUUGGUGUCCUGGUAGUCAUCAUCAAAGAAAGAAAUUUGCACCAACCAAUGUAUAUCCUCUUCUGUAACCUGUCUGUAAAUGAUCUGAUUGGCAACACUGUCUUGUUGCCUCGCCUCAUGGCUGACAUUGUUUCAACUGAGAGGUUUAUCACGUACAGCCAAUGUGUUGCUCAGGCCUUUUUCAGUCACAUGUUUGGAUCAGCCUCACAUAUGAUACUGAUCAUUAUGGCCUUUGACAGGUAUGUGGCCAUAUGUUACCCGUUAAGGUACAUGUCCAUAAUGACAACCAAAACUGUAGUUACGCUGUCUGUGUCUGCUUGGGGGGCUUCACUUGUGUUAGUGUCUGUCCUACUGGGUCUCACCAUAAGGCUUUCCCGCUGUAGUUCAAUCAUUCAGAAUGUUUAUUGUGACAAUGCAUCAUUGUUCAAGCUAUCCUGUGAGAACGUUUCAAUCAACAACAUCUAUGGACUCUUUUUCACAGUGCUGCUCUUUACUUCAUCAAUGGGAAGCAUCGCUGUCACUUAUAUCAGGAUUGCUGUGAUUUGCUGGACCAAGAAAAGCAAAGAGCUGAACAACAGAGCGUUGCAGACCUGUGCAAGCCACCUGGUGGUGUAUCUCAUUAUGCUGUGGAGUGGGUUUCUAACCAUCAUACUGCAUCGCUUUCCAAACUAUCCAUAUUUGAGAAAACUGGCUUCUGUUCUAUUUCAUGUCGUCCCUGCUCAUUUGAAUCCAAUUAUCUACGGCUUGCAAACAAAGUCAUUGAGGCAGAAAAUUAUACAAAUACUCUGUCGGAAAGUUACACACUCUUAAUACAGAGAUUACUUUGUAAAUCAAGGCUUGAUUAUUCUGGUCCUAAAACAGCCAAAAUAAAAUGGUUCGUAUUUCAACACAUACCAGUCUUAAAAGCUGUGUUCAAGGUACUUUUCUAACAUAUUCAUCAUCUCUAGCACCAGCCCAACAUCAACAUACAGUAUGUGAAAAUGGAUUUCAACACAUACCAGUCUUAAAAGCUGUGUUCAAGGUACUUUUCUAACAUAUUCAUCAUCUCUAGCACCAGCCCAACAUCAACUUACAGUAUAUGAAAAUGGAUUUCAACACAUACCAGUCUUAAAAGCUGUGUUCAAGGUACUUUUCUAACAUAUUCAUCAUCUCUAGCACCAGCCCAACAUCAACAUACAGUAUGUGAAACGGAUUUCAACACAUACCAGUCUUAAAAGCUGUGUUCAAGGUACUUUUCUAACAUAUUCAUCAUCUCUAGCACCAGCCCAACAUCAACUUACAGUAUAUGAAAAUGGAUUUCAACACAUACCAGUCUUAAAAGCUGUGUUCAAGGUACUUUUCUAACAUAUUCAUCAUCUGUAGCACCAGCCCAACAUCAACAUACAGUAUGUGAAAAUGGAGCAUUUCUAUGUGUUGUAGUGAAAAAGAUGGAGGAACAUAAGUGUUUCUGAUGACAUCAUCUCCUGUGUAUCUUGUGAUUUGAACCAAUUAUGUGCAGGCAAUGAGCAGAAAUAGUUGUGGCAGCAAUUGCAAUAUUUCCCUCUAAAGGUUAUGUUUUGCCAUUUUCACAUAUUUUGAUGUUGGGAUGGUGAUGGAGAUGAUGAAUAUGAAGUUUAAAUAAUUGUUUUCAUUACCCUUUAAUGGUUAUGUUCUGUCAGAUAUUAGGAGGUAUGAAUGAGGGAACCGUAAAGGUGAUGAUGAGCAUACGUUGUUAAUCAGGCUUUCCUGUCUGUGCCUAGUCGUUACCUUGUUGCCAGUCAAAAUGGCAUCUCAAUUGAGACCUCUAGUGUCUGUUAGCUGAAAACGCAGAGGGACGUUGCAGGGAUGCUCAAAUCCAAGCCUGAGGGUCUGCAAAUCCAAUUCUGAAGGUCUGGUUUUCAGGUGAAUUGAGAGUUUGUCACUGAUGGCCAGAAAUUCCACUCACCUGUAACGGAUUCACUCUAUAGAGCCAACCUGGAACAGAGAUACUGAUAAAGAGCUUCCAUCUUUAGCCGGCCUCCGCCCUGUCCUGAACCUUAGACACGGUCACUUAUUGGCUACCAACAGGUACUCUACC
This is a messenger RNA of Oncorhynchus kisutch (coho salmon), 2479 nucleotides long. RefSeq names its product olfactory receptor 52E4-like. The coding region runs from base 298 to 1233 and encodes 311 amino acids. The record is from RefSeq and is a predicted model, not a curated record. Gene Ontology annotation, molecular function: G protein-coupled receptor activity; odorant binding; olfactory receptor activity. Gene Ontology annotation, cellular component: membrane. Gene Ontology annotation, biological process: detection of chemical stimulus involved in sensory perception of smell; G protein-coupled receptor signaling pathway. The transcript has a single exon. NCBI's taxonomy places the organism in Eukaryota, Metazoa, Chordata, Actinopteri, Salmoniformes, Salmonidae.